Gossypium raimondii (Peruvian cotton) is the source of this 475-nucleotide messenger RNA. RefSeq lists its product as uncharacterized. The record is from RefSeq and is a predicted model, not a curated record. Gene Ontology annotation, molecular function: protein binding. The coding region runs from base 62 to 421 and encodes 119 amino acids. NCBI's taxonomy places the organism in Eukaryota, Viridiplantae, Streptophyta, Magnoliopsida, Malvales, Malvaceae. The transcript has 2 exons.
ACUUUUUUCAAGUUCUGGGUCGGGGGAAACAGUAGGUGAUGAUGAAGAUAGUGGUGCUGUGAUGCAAACACUAGUUAUGGGCGGUGGAGAAGGAAAUGGUGGUGGUAAAAUCUGUGGAGGAGGAGGAGGAUCAGGGGGCGGCGUUGGUGGUGUUGGGUCGGGGUUCUUUGAGAGUGAUAGCACUGACGUUUACUAUCAGAUGAUGGUUGAAGCCAAUCCUGGCAAUCCACUUUUGCUUGGCAAUUAUGCCAAGUUCUUGAAAGAGAUUAGAGGAGAUUAUAGCAGAGCAAUUCUGGCGAACCCUGAUGAUGGGAAUUUGUUGGCAGUUUAUGCUGAUCUAAUUUGGCAUAACCAGAAUGACAUUCAAAGAGCCAAAAGUUACUUUGAACAAGCUAUUAAGACUGCCCCAAAUGACUGGUAAAAAUACUUGCUUCAUUUCAUUUUCAUAUAUAUAACCACAAUUAUUCCCUCCACA